CAUGCGCAUGUCCGUGUGAAGCCACGCCCUGGCGUGUUCUGCGUCUCCAUCCUUCCUCCCCGUGGUUAUUGAGCUGCUGACACUCGCACGGUUCUAUUGGACAUGCUUUUACGCAGGGAUCUAAAGAUGCUCCAGCCUGCAGACACGAUGUUUGACAUUUAUUAGGAGACUAUUUCCGUUUGGCCGGGAUUCGUCCGCAUGCAGCCAAUCAGGUCAGGUGUGACGGCCGGUGUGGCGCUGAAUCUGCGGGCUCAGCUGGAUGAAGAACGCUCCAGAUGUGACCCUCAGCAUCAGCAGCAGGCAGAGGAACUGUGCUUGGCCCUCAACACUAAUGUUUCUUCUAUCCAACCGUGGACCAAAGGGUUCUGGUGUUUUUCUGAAGGGAAAUCUUCUCUCACCAUUCAGUUUGUGGAGGGUCAGUUCGUGGACUCAUACGACCCCACCAUCGAAAACACGUUCACCACCACCAUGACGGUGAGCGGUCAGGAGUACAACCUGCAGCUGGUCGACACGGCCGGCCAGGACGAGUACUCCAUCUUCCCGCAGAGUUACACCAUCGACGUGGACGGAUACAUCCUCAUCUACUCGGUUACUUCUUUCAAGAGUUUUGAGGUAAUCAGGGUGAUUCAUGAGAAACUUCUGGACAUGGUUGGAAACGUUCAAGUACCCAUCACUUUGGUUGGGAACAAGAAGGACCUACACAUGGAGAGGAUGAUCAGUUUAGAGGAUGGCAGAGCUCUGGCAGACUCGUGGAACGCCGCGUUUCUGGAGUCUUCGGCCAAAGAGAACCAGACAGCCGUCGAGGUGUUCAGGCGGAUGAUCCUGGAGGUGGAGAAGAUGGAGGCGGGUCAGCCGCAGAGUCGAACCCCUUGCUCCGUGAUGUAGCUGCCCCCACUCACCGGACAGUUCCAGUGGCUCCUCAGGUCCCGCUCCGCUCUGUGGAUCUUCUUCCCUCUCAGACACACACUCAGGAUCUGAUACAGACUCCAAGUUCAUGCUUCCACCAUCACACGCGCAACACUGUGCAGCUCUGAGCUCCAGCUUUCAGGCUUUUAAUAGGAAAAAGUACAUUUUAAAUAGUUUUCUAACAAACCAGUUUAGCUGUGCUUUUGGAGGAUGGAGGUUUACAGGAAACACAGUGAAGUUAGGAAGCAUCGCUUGGGAGAUUCAUUGGACCAAUCAUUGGACGCCAUCGGAUGAGAAUGCUACUGAAAUCCAGAAACAACUCCUGAUUUCUGUCGCUGGGUGCAGAGAAGCUGCUUGUUAUCACUUUUAAUAAUUUUCCUCUGUCAGAAUCUCUGUCUGCCUUUUUUUAUCACCUUAUUUAACUAUCUUUUUAGUUGUGUUUAUUUCAAACAGCAGAGGUUUUCAGGGACAACAACUAGGUCUAGUUGCAAACUGAAGGAAUAAAUGAAGAACAAGAGAGUAGAGAGAAGAGUUAAAUUUUAGCAGGAGCCCCAGCAUGGCACCCUGGGGAGCUCCUCUGAGCAAUGCACCUAAGCAGACAGAAGGAACAUUUUUGUUUUUUAUUUUAACUCAUAUUUCCUUUUGUAUUAAAAGUGCUUGUUUUUUAUGUUUGAGUAAUUUAUGUGAGCAAUGUUUCCGUAAACGUGCUUGACUUCCUGUGUUCGCUUAAGACAAGAAACACUGUUUUAUAUGUGAAGAGAAGAUACUUGACCUGAAUAAAGCUGUAUUCUGCUGUUUGGCA
Messenger RNA from Oryzias latipes (Japanese medaka), 1708 nucleotides. It is a transcript of the gene rheb, whose product is annotated as Ras homolog, mTORC1 binding. Gene Ontology annotation, molecular function: GTPase activity; GTP binding. Gene Ontology annotation, cellular component: membrane. NCBI's taxonomy places the organism in Eukaryota, Metazoa, Chordata, Actinopteri, Beloniformes, Adrianichthyidae. Gene Ontology annotation, biological process: signal transduction. The record is from RefSeq and is a predicted model, not a curated record.